AUGUCAGAGAUUCAAGACAUAGAGAAGCAACAAGCAAAGCCAUUCAAGUCUUUUAGAAUUAUAUCAAGCACAUUGUUUGGUUUCAUUUUAAGAGCCGCCCAAUGGUUUGUCACCAUAUUGGUCCUUGGUUUAAGUGCUGGUUCAUUAGACAAAUAUGCCACCAGUGGCUCAAUGUCAUACACAGUGUUUGCCUCUGUCUUCACUUUGCUUUACCUUAUAGUAUUUACCAUCUUGUCCUUUGUUUCACCAUUAAACAUCAUCAUUGGUGUCAAUGUCAUUCUUGAAAUAUUGAUCACAAUCUUUUGGUUCACUUCAUUCAUCUCAAUUGCCGCCAUCUAUGGUCCUUCAGAUUGCAACUAUCACUAUUCUGGAUGGUAUUAUAUUUAUUAUAUCAAUAAAAAUGCUUGUCAAGCUUCAAAAGCUGCUAUUGCAUUUGCUGCUGUCAACUUUGCCCUCUUCUUGGUUUCCGCAUUAGCUUUAAUCUUAACAUCUAUUAGCAACAUAUCAACAGAUCAAUUGUUUCAACAAAAUUCAAUCAGUGGUGCAAGCUUGAAUAGACCAUUAAUUGCUGUUACAAGUAUUGGAACUUCAACUGUGGCUUUUCAAACUGAUAACACAAAUAUCGAGUCUGCUGACACUUUAAAUAACAAUACUGUUGAACAAGAGGCUGAGCCAAAAGAAGAAGGAGCUGCUGAUGAUGUUUCAGCUCAAUCACCUGUUACAACUGUCACACCAGCUCAAAAUAAUUAA
Molecule: messenger RNA, 750 nt
Organism: Hansenula anomala
Lineage: Eukaryota; Fungi; Ascomycota; Saccharomycetes; Phaffomycetales; Wickerhamomycetaceae
Product: MARVEL domain-containing protein
Exons: 1
Coding region: 1-750 (249 amino acids)
Cellular component (GO): membrane
Source: RefSeq, a predicted model, not a curated record